Messenger RNA from Nerophis ophidion (straightnose pipefish), 4484 nucleotides. RefSeq names its product copine Vb (gene cpne5b). Gene Ontology annotation, molecular function: calcium-dependent phospholipid binding. NCBI's taxonomy places the organism in Eukaryota, Metazoa, Chordata, Actinopteri, Syngnathiformes, Syngnathidae. Gene Ontology annotation, cellular component: plasma membrane. The coding region runs from base 373 to 2097 and encodes 574 amino acids. The transcript is spliced from 21 exons. The record is from RefSeq and is a predicted model, not a curated record. Gene Ontology annotation, biological process: cellular response to calcium ion.
AUUGGGUCUGGGUGGAAGAGUACAUUGGAGUGCAUCUGCUGUGUUGUCUCUCCACACGCUCCAGUGUGCAAUGCAGAGCAGCGCAGGAACAGUCUUCAUCUCUCCCCACCAGAGAACUUCCUCCUGCAUGGACACAUAACCGAGCGCACGGCUGCCAUCGCGGGUGUCGCCUGCACCCACACCCCUUCAUCACCUCCAUCUCCCGCCGCAACCAUCUCUGAAGUGGCUGCCUCACCGGGGCGGACCGGAGGCCACCCGGUCUCUGAUCUGGUCUCCGGAGUCGGUGUCGGAGACUCGACGCGCUCUUUCGGGGCCAGACUGUGCGCCACCCGAAUCCGACCGGAGCCGCCGCGCACACUCGAGGCGGACGUGAUGGAGAGGGACGUCAUGGACAAGCUGGAGGACAUGUCGUCCGUGUAUGACUUCGACCCCAUCACCGGCAACAUCCCCGCCACAAAGGUGGAAGUCACCGUCUCAUGCAGGAAUCUUCUGGACAAAGACACAUUCUCAAAGUCAGAUCCAUUGUGUGUCCUCUACACCCAAGGCGUGGAGACCAAACAAUGGAGAGAGUUCGGUAGGACGGAGGUGAUAGACAACACCCUGAAUCCUGACUUUGUGCGGAAGUACAUCUUGGACUACUUCUUCGAAGAAAAGCAGAACCUUCGCUUUGACUUGUAUGAUGUCGACUCCAAAAGUCCAGACCUGUCCAAACACCCCGCAGAACUCAACGACUUUUUGGGUCAGAUGUUCUGUACUCUCGGGGAGAUCGUCGGAUCGCCAGCCAGCCGACUGGAGAAACCUCUUGGAGGGAUUCCAGGGAAGAAAUGUGGCACUAUCAUCCUGUCUGCAGAGGAGCUGAGCAACUGUCGAGACAGCGCCACCAUGCAGUUCUGUGCCAACAAGCUGGACAAGAAGGAUUUCUUCGGCAAGUCAGACCCGUUCAUGGUUUUCUACCGAAGCAACGAAGAUGGAACGUUUACUAUCUGCCAUAAAACGGAGGUGGUGAAGAACACAUUAAACCCUGUGUGGCAGCCAUUCACCAUUCCCGUGCGAGCACUCUGCAACGGCGACUACGACAGAACAAUCAAAGUGGAGGUGUAUGAUUGGGAUAGAGACGGCGGCCACGACUUCAUUGGGGACUUCACUACCAGCUAUCGUGAGCUUGCUCGAGGGCAGAGCCAGUUCAAUGUGUACGAGGUGAUUAAUACCAAGAAGAAAAUGAAGAAAAAAAAGUACGUCAACUCUGGAACUGUCACCCUGCUCUCCUUCUCUGUGGAGUCAGAGUUCACCUUCUUAGAUUACAUCAAAGGAGGGACGCAGAUCAAUUUCACAGUGGCUAUCGAUUUCACAGCAUCUAACGGUAACCCCUCACAGUCCACCUCUCUACACUACAUGAACCCGUACCAGCUGAACGCCUAUGCCAUGGCCCUGAAGGCCGUUGGUGAGAUCAUUCAGGACUACGACAGCGACAAGAUGUUCCCUGCUCUUGGAUUUGGAGCCAAAAUUCCCCCUGAUGGCCGUGUGUCGCAUGAAUUUCCCCUGAAUGGAAACAUGGAAAAUCCCUACUGCAACGGCAUCGAGGGAAUCUUAGAGGCCUAUCAUCAGAGUCUGAAGACGGUACAACUAUAUGGGCCGACCAACUUUGCACCUGUGGUGAAUCAUGUUGCUAGGUAUGCAGCUGCAGUGCAAGACGGCUCCCAGUACUUUGUGCUCCUCAUCAUCACAGACGGAGUCAUUUCGGACAUGGCUCAGACCAAAGAGGCCAUUGUGAAUGGCGCCAAGCUUCCAAUGUCCAUUAUCAUCGUUGGAGUGGGUCAGGCGGAAUUUGACGCUAUGGUAGAGUUGGAUGGCGACGACAUCCGGGUCUCCUCCCGAGGGAAACUGGCCGAGAGAGACAUUGUCCAGUUUGUUCCCUUCAGAGACUACAUGGACCGGACAGGUAACCACGUGUUGAGCAUGGCCCGCCUGGCGAAAGACGUGCUGGCCGAGAUCCCGGACCAGUUCAUUUCUUACAUGAAGAGCCGGGGCAUUAAACCCAACCCCGCCCCGCCUCCCUACACGCCCCCCGGACACACACACCACCACACACACAUCUGACGGCGCAUCUUCAUCAGGUUGCUUUCUCUUGUUGAGAGGCUGCAAACUUUCCAGGACCCGACGGCAAAAAGCCCUUUUUUUUUUUUAAUCAAAACUGCGGCGUAGACUGUUUUGCGUCUCAAAAGGGCAACAGGUUAUUUAUUUUUUUCCUGGGGGUGGGGGGACAAAAAUCUUGUUGUGGUUGAAACCCGUGCCUGUCUGUGGUCGUUUCUGGAAAAGGUUUCAAGUGAACUGUGACCUGAAGCUCUGCCCUGUCAGUCAUCAGUCUGGCCACUCGCUGAUCUUUUCAGGCGCUUUUUCCCGUCUGGAACAAGUUUUUAUAUCUGGAGACGAUCUCCAUGUUGACGGGGGGAAAAUUCACAGUUUUAGUUCUGGAAACAUCAGUCAGGUAUUUAACGGCAUCAGUUUCUAAGAGCACUCCACAUCUUUGAUUCUCAAGUAUUUUUCAGAGUGGCAUGGGUAUUUAAUAAGACUGUUUAAAAAGCAUCGUCUAUUUUUGUUUGAUUGCAUAUAAAAACAAUAGUUGCCCAUUUCAACUUCACAGAUAACUAUAUUUUAUCAAAAUCUAAUUUACUUAAACUAGUCGAACAUAUUAAGAGUAUUUCUAUAGUUUUUACAGUUUUCUUUCAAAAUCCCGCAAUUUUUAUGCCAAUUGUAUGACUUAUUUCUGGAAACGAUCCAUUGGAAGUUUGGCUUGGGAAAUAUUGAAAGUUGGACACCUUCCAUGGGUAUUAAUCAGACUGGUUUACUUUUUUAAUUAUUUUUAUUUCAGUCUCUCCGGUAUAUUUUGCUGCCUUUUUUUUGCCUGAAUUUGCAGCAGAUUUUUCAGAAAGUUAUUGCAAAAAUUGAGGCUUCUUGAAUUUAAAUUUGUUGUCGACCUUGCCGUGACGCUCGGGGUCGCAUGACGGCGAUAUGUUUUGGCGUGUUCCAAAGAUUCAGAAAGCCGAGGAGACAACAUGCAGGUCAAAGGCAUUUAUUGGUGUUAGGGUAGGGGUAUCCAAACUAUGGCCCGCCAGUAUCUUCAAUUUGUCACAAGUUCAAUAAGGAAUCUGGCUUUCAAUUAAUUUUAAAAGUCAAUUUAUAUGCUGCUGUUUUGUCACAAUCUUGUGGGUAAUUCAGGCUCAUGAACAAGUACAGCAUUUACUUAGCCAACCCAACGCAAACAACCUUCCCUAGUCAUGGUACAAAAAAAAAAUUCGAUUCAUUUUAUAAGUCCAUUUAUAUGCUGCUGUUUUGUCAAAAUCUUGUGGGUAAUUCAGGCUCAUUACCGAGUACAGCAUUUACUUAGCUAACCCAAUGCAAACAAUCUUCGCUAAUCAUGGUGCAAAAAAAAUUCAAUUCAUUUUAAAAGUCCAUUUAUAUGCUGCUGUUUUGUCAAAAUCUUGUGGGUAAUUCAGGCUCAUUACCGAGUACAGCAUUUACUUAGCUAACCCAAUGCAAACAACCUUCCCUAGUCAUGGUGCAAAAAAAAAAGUUCAAUUCAUUUUAAAAGUCCAUUUAUAUGCUGCUGUUUUGUCAAAAUCUUGUGGGUAAUUCAGGCUCAUUACAGAGUAUAGCAUUUACUUAGCUAACCCAAUGCAAAAAACCUUCCCCAGUCAUUGUGCAAAAAUAAAAAUAAAAUCUAUUCAUUUUAGAAGUCCAUUUAUAUCCUGCUGUUUUGUCACAAUGUUGUGGGUAAUUCAGGCUCAUUACCAAGUACAGCAUUUACUUAGCUAACACAAUGCAAACAACCAUCCGUAGUCAUGGUGCAAAAUAUAUAUAUAUAUAUAUAUAUAUAUAUAUACAUAUAUAUUCAUUUUAAAAUUCCAUUUAUAUGCUGCUGUUUAGUCACAAUGUUGUGGGUAAUUCAGGCUCAUUACGGAGUGCAGCAUUUACUUAGCUAACCCAAUGCAAACAACCGUCCCUAGUCAUGGUGCAAAAAAAAAAUCCAAUUCAUUUUAAAAGUCCAUUUAUAUGCUGAUGUUUUGUCACAAUUUUGUGGGUAAUUCAGGCUCAAGAACAAGUACAGCAUUUAGUUGGCUAACCCAAUGCAAAAAACCUUCCAACUUUCCCUAGUCAUUGUGCAAAAAAAAAAAAAAAAAUUCAAUUCCUUUUAGAAGUCCAUUUAUAUGCUGCUGUUUUGUCACAAUCUUGUGGGUAAUUCAGACUCAUCACCAAGUACAGCAUUUACUUAGCUAACUCAAAGCAAACAACCUUCUUUUAAAAUUCCAUUUAUAUGCUGCUGUUUAGUCACAAUGUUGUGGGUAAUUCAGGCUCAUUACAGAGUGCCGCAUUUACUUAGCUAACCCAAUGCAAACAACCGUCCUUAGUCAUGGUGCAAAAAAAAAAUCAAAUUCAUUUUCAAAGUCCAUUUAUAUGCUGAUGUUUUGUCACAAUUGUGUGGGUAA